CUUAUGUUGUGCCAGUUUUCAGUAUGAGAGAAUCCAGUACUUUUUCUGGAUUUGUAACGAAAACAUAUAAUAUCACUUGUACUUUAUAAAUAUAGGCACAUAUAGUAGUCAGGAAGUCAGGGAAGAAAUAUAAUAACAAUCAUACUGAUUGCGAGCACACAGACCAAUGACACAGACGAAUAUACAUUAGCUGAGUGAAGUUUCUGGCAAACAUUAGCUAAGUUGCAUUUACUUUUAAUUAUUGAACUUCCUUGAACACAACUGAAGUUGAAAUGGCAGAAGAACAUAUCCAGUCAAAGCUGAAAACACUUCUAAAACAACAGAAGAUUCAACUUUGUAAUCCCCCCUUCACAACGGACUACGAGGCAGGACAGCAGUCUAUGAAGGAACUUGCAAGCACAUAUGCUUCCCUCCUGGGUUUUUCUGUCUCUGAUGUGGAGAGUGCUUUGGUGUCAGUCCGGUCCCAGGCUGUCAAGAGAGGAGCGGGUAAUAACGCCUACAAAGAAACAUGCGUGGCUACACUGGAGCUCAAUCUUCCCAAGGUCUUCAGAAAGGAUACAAAGAGAAAUAAUUACUUGGAGACCAAACUGGAUAUUACCGUAAAAGAAGUGAUGAAUGAGAUAUAUGAAAAAUAUGGACUCAAAUAUAUCAAGUUAAUUUUGAAUGGCAAGAUACUGAACCCAGAUAAAAGACUUGAUGAGCAGAAUGUGAAGCACAAUGACAUGGUGAUGGUCCUGAAGGUGAGUGAGCCGGAGAGAAAACAAUUGAUGAAGGAGGAAGAGGAGAAGAAAAGGUCUCAGAAUGAGAGUGUGAAGAGAACUGAGAAGGGGUUCCAGAUUCUGUCAGAGAGAGAUGGAAGCGAUGACCCAGAAACCACUCCAUUUUUGGAAAUCGCCGACCAGAAAGGCAACCCCCUCAAAAUCCCAUCCAGUGAGAAAAAGGCUCUGAUCUUGGCCAUGGGCUUUCACGAGAAAGGCAGAGCGUUAAUGAAGAGGAAGGAGUACGAUGUGGCACUGUGUCAUUUGCUGGAAGCCAAUGAUCAGUUUGGUAAGUGUGACUCCACGCUGCUCAACACGGUGGAUAAUUAUGCAGUGCUGCAGCUGGACAUCGUGUGGUGCUACCGAGCGCUCGAGGCCCUUUCCUGCCUGGAUGACGGCAAGCAGAGGCUGCAGAAAGCUGAGCAGUGCUUCCUCAAGUGCUACGGAGAGCAGCACGAGAGGCUCCGGCUAAUCAAGGGGAACACUGGAUGCGAAGAAGUGCUUUUCCUGAGACUCUACCUGCUACAGAGUUUGCUGUCAUACCUGGACGGCAAGGAGAAACAAGCAGCUCAGACAUUAACAAAGGCGGAGGAUCUGUACCAUAGGCUCUGCUUGGACCCCGGUAAGAUGACGCAGCUGAUGAGCCUGGGGUACACGGAGCAGGAGGCACGCCUGGGCCUGCGGGCCUGCCAUGGGAACAUGGACGACGCCGUCCUGCACAUCAAUCAGAGGAGAAUGGAAAAGGAGGAGAUGAAACAGAGGGAGAGAGAAAAGAGGAGACGGCGCCUAGAGGCCAUCGACACCCUCGUGCAGCUGGGCUACUCCAAGAAAGACGCUGCCAAAGCGCUCAACCAGACCGACGGAGACAUGGACAGGGCAUUUGUGAUUCUUCUAGAUACCUGCCGGCCCUCCGUGGCCACCAGCAACAACUCUGGGACUGCCGACUCUGACCCCGACAGGGAAGCCAAAAUUCUGCAGAUGGAGCCGUGUGUUGAGACCAGGGGCAACGUCCAGCUAGCCUCCCAGGUGAUACUGAACCAGGGAUCCCUGCCUCCAGAGCUCCUCUCCCCCUCCCCCCCGUCCUCCCUGUCCGAGGAGCCCAGCACCUCCUCAGAGUCCGCAGGCUCCGGGGGGAGCACAGAGGAGGACCCCUUGGAUGUAGACCUGGUGAAAAAAGUUCUGGAAGACAUCCCCAAACACGAGGAAGACUACCUGGACCUCACUCUGGAGGAGGAGAGUGAAGUCAUCUCUCAGAUGAAGUCAUACCGCGAGCUUUAUUAUUAUUAUUAUUAUUCCAGCUAA
Anguilla anguilla (European eel) is the source of this 2060-nucleotide messenger RNA. Its product is annotated as NEDD8 ultimate buster 1-like. Gene Ontology annotation, molecular function: protein binding. The transcript has 15 exons. NCBI's taxonomy places the organism in Eukaryota, Metazoa, Chordata, Actinopteri, Anguilliformes, Anguillidae. Bases 273 to 2060 code for a protein of 595 amino acids. Gene Ontology annotation, biological process: regulation of ubiquitin-dependent protein catabolic process. The record is from RefSeq and is a predicted model, not a curated record.